This is a messenger RNA of Populus euphratica (Euphrates poplar), 3585 nucleotides long. Its product is annotated as Pentatricopeptide repeat (PPR) superfamily protein. Gene Ontology annotation, cellular component: mitochondrion. Lineage: Eukaryota; Viridiplantae; Streptophyta; Magnoliopsida; Malpighiales; Salicaceae. The coding region runs from base 281 to 2566 and encodes 761 amino acids. The transcript is spliced from 4 exons. Gene Ontology annotation, molecular function: protein binding; mRNA binding. The record is from RefSeq and is a predicted model, not a curated record. Gene Ontology annotation, biological process: RNA processing; mitochondrion organization.
CUCCAUGCCCAUCUUCUCCAUGUAAGCACGAGACAGAGAAAACAAUCAUUAUUAACAGCUCUACUUCCAACGCCACCAGUUUCGUGCAACAACUCCGAAUCCUGAUUUCAUGUUCCUGUCUCUACAUUACUGGAAAAUAAAUUGAAUCAAGUUAAAAGCAACAGACUUCUUCUCCUUCCUUUUCUUCUUUACCCCAUUGUCUUGGCUUUAAAAUCAACUGGGCAGGAAUUUUUUGGAUGGGUUUUGAUCAUUAUCACUAGCUUCUUCCAUAGUUGCAGGGAUGAGUGCUACUCUGCUUCCUAAACACGUGGCAGCUGUUUUGAAGCAGCAAAAGGAUCCUCUCAAAGCCCUUGAAAUGUUCUACAAAGUUAAAAGAGAAGAUGGGUUCAAUCACAGUUUGUUAACUUACAAAUGCAUUAUCCAAAAACUUGGGUUUCACGGGAAUUUCGUGGCCAUGGAGAACAUUCUUGCGGAGAUGAGGAUGGACAUCGAUAAUAGUUUGCUCGAAGGAGUGUAUAUUGGAGCUAUGAAAAGUUAUGGAAGGAAAGGGAAGGUUCAAGAGGCUGUUGAUGUGUUUGAAAGAAUGGAUUUUUAUAACUGUGAGCCAUCUGUUUUAUCCUAUAAUGCCAUUAUGAAUAUAUUGGUGGAAUCUGGGUACUUCAAGCAAGCUCAUAAAGUGUUUUUGAGAAUGAAGAAUGCGGGGAUUGUUCCUGAUGUUUAUACAUUCACUAUUAGGAUCAAGUCGUUCUGUAGGACGAGAAGGCCUCAUUCUGCCUUAAGGCUUCUUAAUAACAUGGUUUCUCAAGUGUGUCAGCUUAAUGCAGUUGCCUAUUGUACUGUUGUUGCUGGGUUUUACGAAGAGAAUUAUCGAGUUGAGGCGUAUGAAUUGUUUAAUGAUAUGCUCAGGAUAGGCAUUUUCCCUGAUGUUUCUACUUUCAACAAGCUUUUACAUACUCUUUGUAAAAAGGGGGAGGUCCAAGAAAGUGAAAAACUUCUCAACAAGGUGCUGAAGAAGGGUAUGUGCUCAAAUUUGUUUACAUUUAAUAUUUUCAUCCAAGGGCUUUGCAGAAAGGGUAUGCUUAGUGGGGCUAUGAGUAUGUUGGAUAGUGUUAUCAGAGAAGGCCUAACUCCUGAUGUGGUCACGUAUAACACGUUAAUUUGUGGAUUGUGUAAAAACUAUAAUGUAGUAGAGGCUGAGAAGUAUCUGCACAGACUGGUGAAUGGUGGUUUAGAGCCCGAUGGUUUCACUUACAACACUAUAAUUGAUGGGUAUUGCAAAAUGGGUAUGAUACAAAAUGCUGAGAAGAUUCUUCAAGGGGCAAUUUGCAAGGGAUUUUUGCCUGAUGAGUUCACAUAUUGCUCCCUAAUUAACGGGUUAUGCCAGAAUGAUGAAAUUGACCGUGGCCUGGCUCUUUUCAAUGCAGCAUUGGGAAAAGGAUUGAAGCCUACUGUCAUCCUAUACAACAUGCUAAUUAAAGGGUUGUGUCAGGAAGGACUUAUCUUGCAAGCCUUGCAGAUGAUGAAUGAGAUGUCAGAAAAUAGCUGCAGCCCUGAUAUUUGGACUUAUAAUUUAGUUAUAAAUGGACUGUGCAAGAUGGGUUGUGUCUCCGAUGCCAAUAACCUGAUGAAUGAUGCUAUCGCCAAAGGAUAUGUACCUGAUGUUUUUACAUUUAAUACGUUGAUUGAUGGCUACUGUAAACAGUUGAAAAUGGAAACAACAAUUCAGAUUCUGAAUAAAAUGUGGAGCCAUGGUGUUGCUCCUGAUGUGAUCACAUAUAACUCUCUGUUGAAUGGCCUCUCCAAGGCUGUAAAGAAUGAAGAUUUGAUGGAAACUUUCAAAACGAUGGUAGAGAAAGGGUGUGUCCCUAACAAAAUCACAUACAAUAUACUCACUGAGAGCCUCUGUAAAGCUGGGAAAGUAAACGAGGCUUUGGAAUUGGUUGAUGAAAUACUAAACAAAGGCAUUACACCAGAUACUGUUAGUUUUGCUACAAUCAUCAGCGGGUUUGCCAAUAAUGGGGACCUAAAAGGAGCUUACCAUCUCUUUAGAAGAAUGGGAGAACAAUAUAAGGUCUCACAUACGACAGCAACGUAUAACAUAAUGAUCAAUGCUUUUGCUGAGAAGCUAGAUCUUCAUAUGGCAGAAAAGCUUUUUCUCGAGAUGGGUGCUGGAGGCUGUGCCCCAGACACGUACACUUAUCGUGUCAUGAUCGAUGGCUUUUGCAUAACAGGAAACACUGAUUCUGGAUACAAGUUUCUACUGGAAAUGAUUGAGAAAGGGUUCAUUCCAUCACUGACAACAUUUGGGCGAGUGAUAAAUUGCCUUUGCGUGCAGCACAGUGUUCACGAAGCAGUUGAUAUUAUCCAUCUUAUGGUGCACAAUGGUAUUGUCCCUGAGGCUGUGAAUACCAUAUCAGAGGCAGAUAAGAAGGUGGUUGCAGCGCCUAAAAUAGUUGUGGAAGAUUUGUUGAAGAGAAGUUGUAUAACUUACUAUGCUUAUGAACUUCUGUCUGAUGGUAUUAGAGAUAAAAAGAUCCAAAAGCAAAAACUUCCAAAUAGGCACUAACAUGGUGCAGGAAGGCAUUCAUGUAUGUUGACAGCAUUUCUUCACUGGAAGUGGAAAUGUGAAAGAAGUUAUUUCAACAACAACAAUGAAAAGGUUCUGCUGGCUCAACUUCUCUCUGCUUUGAAAAUGAAAAAAAUAUAUUUUGUAUCGUUACCUCCAUCCCAGCAAUGUAAUUUUAUCAUUAUUAUGCCGUUCUGAGGCAGGCUGGGCUAGUUGAAAAACUCAAACAAGGUUCUGGUUGGUUGUUUGUUGCCGGCUGGCAGCAUUAUAAUUUCUGAACUAUAGAAGGAUCUUCACCCUAAAACUAGACAGAGGCUGCCUUUCAGUCCUGAAAGCUGCAUGUACAGUAUUCGAUGAUAUGACACAGAUGAAAUUUUCAAUUUUUUAUUACAAUUUUCGAUUCCUUAACCAUGCACUGCAUGUGAGAGUCACUUUUCUUCCUUUCCCUUGCAGCCAAACAGAGCUGUGAAACCUAAUUUAUAGUAGAUUCAAGUUUUCUCAAAUCCUGGCUACUAUGGUUUCUCUCAAAAGCAGCCACCUAGGUUUGAGCAUCGGACUGUACUGGUGAAAGGGCAUGGUUGUGACCCUGAUAGUGCUAAUUGGAGGUGCUAAGGACAUGGGUAGAGGCCGUGGAAGAGGUGGUUCAAGUGGAAAGAUUGGGUGAAACAGAGCGUUUGCAUCAAAUUCCCAGGGAGCUUAAUUCGAACUAACGCCAAACAUUUUGCUUUCUGGUGACAGGUGCAAGGUGAUGGUACCCAGCUGGUUGGCCUAUUUUGCUUUUCGUGUGGGGGGCCUGGUUGCCCUUUUGAACCAGCUGCCUCCUCCUAGAAACCAGUUUCGAGCAGCAGCAUCCAGCAUGAGAUGUUCUGAUAAUUUGAACUUUCUUAGCAGAGAAUUAUUUCUGUUUCAAUUCCCAUGUAGGUUGCAAUGUCAGGGAAUUAUUAUCAGAAUUCAGAAACAUAUUGCUAUCUUAUCUAAUAUUUUCCCCUUUUUUGUGGGGGUGAAACGUUUUAGAUGCA